Diaporthe citri is the source of this 2562-nucleotide messenger RNA. RefSeq lists its product as uncharacterized. Gene Ontology annotation, biological process: double-strand break repair via synthesis-dependent strand annealing; reciprocal meiotic recombination. The transcript has 4 exons. NCBI's taxonomy places the organism in Eukaryota, Fungi, Ascomycota, Sordariomycetes, Diaporthales, Diaporthaceae. Gene Ontology annotation, molecular function: ATP binding; DNA translocase activity; hydrolase activity, acting on acid anhydrides. Bases 1 to 2562 code for a protein of 853 amino acids. Gene Ontology annotation, cellular component: nucleus. The record is from RefSeq and is a predicted model, not a curated record.
AUGGUCAAAAUCACAUACACUCUGCUAUCUCGGAACGCACUCAUCGAGAGACGUUGGGAGUCUUUGCACCUCAAGGAGCUUGUUGCACGUGUUGUUGCACGUGACCCGGCGAGGCAGACGCGUCGCCUCCGGACUCGAGCUUGGCAGUCGCGGUCCCUCUCAAGUCAAAGCUCGGCUUUCAACAACAUUGAAGACAGAAUGACCGAGGUCGCGUCGACCCCGAAGGCCAACAAGGAAAAUGUCGCGCCUAGGAGUCGCUUUCCCACGCCCCAGACCAUCGACAGACUUCACAAGCCAUUCAAAUGCCCCGGGUCUGCAACAAGAGCCGUUGCAACAGAUCGACCCGCCAGGAAGAAGAGGAGGAUAGACUACAAGGGGGCGGAUGGAGAUGUCGAUGCCGACAAGCCGUACACCAACGAGGACCGUCUCGCCCUUGCAAACCGAGAUGCCAAUCGCUUCCCCGUGUUCCAGGUCAAAGACAAGGACAAGGUCUUUCGCAAGGCCUUCUCUAUCCCCCUCAUCAACAAGAAUAGUGCUGCCUACAAUCCCAACCGGCCGCCACCCACGCUGGGCCUGAGGACCGGCGCCGUGUUCGUUGCCAAGCCCCUGCACGACCCGAGUGGUGAAUUCUCAAUUGUUCUCUACGACCCUACCAUCGAUGACAAGCCCAAGGAAAUUGAGAAGCCCAAGGAGGAUGAAAAGGCACCUGCAACCGAGGUCAUCGACGCACCACUCGUACACAAGAGUCUGGCCGAAAUUCUUGGUAUCAAGAAGAAAGUCGACACAGACCACCCAAGGGUACCAGUGGUCAUCGAUCCAAAGCUCGCCAAAGUCCUGCGUCCCCAUCAGAUUGAAGGUGUCAAAUUCAUGUACCGCUGCACCACCGGCAUGAUCGACGAGAAGGCCAACGGCUGCAUCAUGGCUGAUGAAAUGGGCCUCGGCAAGACACUGCAGUGCAUCACCCUGCUGUGGACGCUGCUCAAGCAGUCCCCUGACGCAGGCAAGACCACCAUACAGAAGGCCAUUGUGGUGUGCCCCUCGAGUCUGGUGAAGAACUGGGCGAACGAGUUGGUCAAGUGGCUUGGUCCCGGCGCCAUCACACCCUUUGCCAUCGACGGGAAGGCCACCAAGGAGCAGCUUAACCAGCAGCUCAAACAGUGGGCCAUCUCGAGCGGGCGCGCUGUGACGCGACCGGUCAUCAUUGUUUCUUACGAGACCCUGCGUCUCAAUGUCGAGGAGCUCAAGCACUGCAAGAUUGGACUGUUGCUUGCCGAUGAGGGCCACCGUCUGAAGAACGGCGAAAGCCAGACUUUCACGGCCCUGAACAGUCUCAACGUACAACGCCGCAUCAUUCUUUCCGGAACCCCGAUCCAGAAUGACCUGUCGGAAUAUUUCGCGCUGAUCAGUUUCGCCAACCCUGGUCUCCUGGGCACGAGACUGGAAUUCCGGAAGCGCUUUGAGAUCCCCAUCCUACGAGGUCGCGAUGCUGAUGCAUCGGACAAGGAUCGCCAGAGAGGUGAUGAGUGUCUGUCGGAGCUGCUCGGGAUCGUCAACAAGUUCAUCAUCCGCAGAUCCAACGACCUCCUUUCCAAGUACCUUCCUCUGAAGUACGAGCAUGUUGUCUUCUGCAGCAAUGCCCCCUUCCAGACCGACCUCUACAACUACUUCAUCAAAAGCCCGGACAUUCAGGCACUGCUCCGCGGCAAGGGCAGCCAGCCCCUCAAGGCCAUCAACAUUCUCAAGAAAUUAUGCAAUCACCCAGACCUGCUUGACCUGUCCAAUGAUCUCCCCGGCAGCGAGGAGCACUUCCCAGAUGACUACAUUCCCAAGGAGGCACGCGGCCGUGACCGUGACGUCAAACCGUUGUACAGCGGCAAGAUGGCAGUCCUGGACCGCAUGUUGAAGAGAAUCCGUGCUGACACAGACGACAAAAUCGUGCUUAUCUCCAACUAUACAUCCACCCUGGACCUCUUUGAGCGUCUUUGCCGGAAUGAAUCAUAUCCUUGCCUACGUCUGGAUGGCUCGAUGAACGUCAACAAGCGGCAGAAGCUCGUGGACAACAAGGCCGGUGGCUGCGGUAUCAACCUGAUUGGCGCCAAUCGCCUGAUCCUGUUCGACCCGGACUGGAACCCCGCCGCGGACCAGCAGGCGCUCGCGCGUGUGUGGCGUGACGGGCAGAAGAAGGACUGCUUCGUGUACCGAUUCAUCGCGACGGGGACGAUAGAGGAGAAGGUAUUCCAACGGCAGUCGCACAAGCAGUCGCUCUCGUCAUGCGUGGUGGACGAGGCGGAGGACGUGGAGCGGCACUUCAGCCUGGACAGUCUGCGGGAGCUGUUCCAGUACCGGCCCGACACGCGCAGCGACACGCACGACACGUUCAAGUGCAAGAGGUGCAAGCCGGACGGGAAGCAGUUCAUCAAGGCGCCGGCGAUGCUUUACGGCGACACGAGCACGUGGAACCACUUCGCCAACGAGGGGCUCCAGCAAAUCCAGGACCUGCUGCUCCGGCAGGAGUGUGGGGAGGACAACGUCUCGGCUGUGUUCCAGUACAUAUCGCACUGA